ACAGUUUCAAAACAACAAAAAAAGGAAAAGGGCCCAAAGCAAAAGUUUGGGCACCCUGCAUGGUCAGUACUUGGUAACACCCCCUUUGGCAAGUAUCACAGCUUGUAAACGCUUUCUGUAGCCAGCUAAGAGUCUUUCAAUUCUUGUUUGGGGGAUUUUCGCCCAUUCUUCCUUGCAAAAGGCUUCUAGUUCUGUGAGAUCCUUGGGCCGUCUUGCAUACACUGCUCUUUUGAGGUCUAUCCACAGAUUUUCGAUGAUGUUUAGGUUGGGGGACUGUGUGGGCCAUGGCAAAACCUUCAGAUUGCGCCUCUUGAGGUAGUACAUUGUGGAUUUUGAGGCAUGUUUAGGAUCAUUAUCCAGUUGUAGAAGCCAUCCUCUUUUCAUCUUCAGCUUUUUUAGAGAUGGUUUGAUGUUUGCUUCGAGAAUUUGCUGGUAUUUAAUUGCAUUCAUUCUUCCCUCUAGCAGUGAAAUGUUCCCCGUGCCACUGGCUGCAACACAAGCUCAAAGCAUGAUCGAUCCACCCCCUGUGCUUAACAGUUGCAGAGGUGUUCUUUUCAUGAAAUUCUGCACCCUUUGCUCAUUGUGGCCAAAAAGUUCUAUUUUAACUUCAUCAGCCCAUAGGACCUGUUUCCAAAAUGCAUCAGGCUUAUUUAGAUGUUCUUUUGCAAACAUCUGAUGCUGAAUUUUGUGGUGAGGAUGCAGGAAAGGUUUUCUUCUGAUGACUCUUCCAUGAAGAUCAUAUUUGUGCAGGUGUCACUGCACAGUAGAACAGUGCACUACCACUCCAGAGUCUGCUAAAUCUUCCUGAAGGUCUUUUACAGUCAAACAGGGGUUGUGAUUUGUCUUUCUAGCAAUCCUACAAGCAGUUCUCUUGGAAAGUUUUCUUGGUCUUCCAGAACUCAACAUGACCUCCACCGUUCCUGUUAACUGACAUUUCUUAAUUACAUUACAAACUGAGGAAACGGCUACCUGGAAACGCUUUGCUAUCCUCUUAUAGCCUUCUCCUGCUUUGUGGGCAUCAUUUAUUUUAAUUUAGAGGAGCCCAUGCCUGCUGAUUUUUGGGACAAGGUUUGAGGAGUCAGGGUAUUUAUAAAGCUUCGAAAUUUGCAGCACCUCCUAACGAUGACUGUGAACGAGCCAUAGGCCUAACAAGCUAAUUAAGGUCUGAGACCUCGGUAAGAGUUAUCUAAGAGCUCAAAUCUCUUGGGGUGUCCAAACUUUUGCAUGAUGCUCUUCUCCUUUUUUUUCCCACUCUAAAAUUGUACAAAACAAAAAUAAUAUACUAAUCUUGCUUAAAAUGGUGAAAAGAAUGUUUCAUCUUUAACUUUAUGACUUUUGGAGAUCAGUUCAUCUUCUACUCACUUAACUAUUCACAGUAACAGAAAUUUUGACCAAGGAUACCCAAACUUCUGCAUGCCAUUGUAAUUUGAUAAUAAAUACUUAGAAAUUUUGAGUCCAAGGAUUUGCUGGGGGCAGCCUGCAAGUGUUGCCAUGUUUCUGGUGCCAACAUAGUGCUGGCCAGAAGGAACUGCAGUCUGAUCAAGGACAGGGGAAGCAGACAAGCUAGUUGUCUUUGUUUCCCCAUUUUGUGGACUCUGAACAGUUCCUUGCUCUUGGGUAACCUAAUCAGAGCAACUGAAUGUGGACACAGGAAGCUUCAGGUAAUGAUCUGCUAAACUUGAAACCACUCUCAAACAAAUAGCCAUUUGUUAUGUAAAGGAAAUAGACUCUGAACUGAUCCUUGCUCUGGGACAAUCUAAUCAGAGCAAUAAACCUGACGCCAUGAGGAGUAGCUACUUGUUCUGUAAAAUCGGUAAUCUCAUUAGAUUCUGUCUGGGUUGCCUCAUUUAACUGGUUUGGACCAGUCAGAGUGCAAAGACACAAAUACACAAGGCUGGGGUGGGGAGAACCAUGAAACAAUGUUGGCUGUAGCCCUGUACAAUGACCAGUAAGAGGUGACCCAGGUAGGUCAGGUGACCUUCAGCCAAUGGGAUGGAGAUCCAAUGGUUCUAUUGAUGAGGAACCGUAUAAGAUCCAGGAGCACCAAAUACUCAGGGGUGAUAACCCUGCAGCAGCCAGAGACCAAGCAUCGCGGAUAAGGAGGACCCCAUGGACACGUGGAGAUUGGGACCACGAGGAACACCUGGCCAGUGUAGACUCCUUUCCCAGCCACAUUCCGUCCUCACCAAUCGGUUCGAAGUUCACAGGUAACCGCGCACUUCAUCCAAUCAGCUCGAAGGUUACUGCUGUUCUCCGCCUAUCACUGCAUCCGAUCGUCUCAUCAAGCCCCGCCUCAGUAGCAAUGGCCGACUUCGCACUGUGCAAGGAGCAGCGACUGGGAUCGGGGGCUGACGCUAGCAGGAAGGGCCGAGUGGACGCGCCCAUCGUUGAGCUGCUGCAGCUGGUGAACGGCUCGGAGCGGUACUGCAGCACCAGCUCCUGCUCAGGCCGCCUGUUGCUGCUGGGGGGCACUGACCAGACAGAAGGACAGAAAAGGAACUGCCCCUGGUUGUUUGUGACCCAUCAGAAGUGUCGGAAAGAAGAUGUGGUUUCGGGGUUACAGAAAGCUGAAGACAAUGCAGUAUUUAAGUUUGAGCCCUUUGUUCUUCACGUCCAGUGCAGGCAGGUGGAGGAUGCACAACUCCUGCAUUCCAUUGCCAUAAACUCUGGCUUCAGGAACUCUGGGAUCUCAAUCAGCAAGAAAGGGAAAGUCAUGAUGGCUGUUCGCAGCACCCACUGUCUGGAGGUUCCUCUGUGUCAUCGAGGGUCAGUGUUGGUGAGUGACAAGUACAUCGAUUACCUUGUGCAAGUGGCCAAUCGAAAGAUGGAGGAAAACCAGAGGAGGAUAGAGAGGUUCCAUGCCAGCCUUCAAGCCCUCAUAGCCUCCACUGUUCCACCCCAGGAGCCCAGCGGGGUGACUGGCAAUGCUGCCACCGUCUACACUCGCAGGAGGCGACAGGGGGCCACAACGGGGCAACGGCAGCACCGAGAGCCAACAGAUCAAAGUGAUGAUGAAAGUGACCUUGGGAUUCUGAUGGACCCCACGUGAUCCUAACUUGCACCUAAAGAAAGCAUGGCACUUGUCUGCAGUCAGAAUCCCUACAGGGUGUCAGCCGAUAACUUUAGAUGUGACCUUCCCUUGACAGCCAUGUAAUUUCAUCACUGCUGGAGUGGUGGUUUGUUUUAUACCACUUUUGUGAAGUGAAUUUUAUCUCAGCUUCUUUCUAAAUCAGCAGCAUAUUAUGGAUAAUGUGAACAAUGUUUUAAUUUUAUUGUUUUAUUUAGAGACACAACACAAAGCAGACUCUGCGGGCCAAAGAGCCACACUGCCCAGCAGCUCACCAAUUUAAUCACAGGACGAUUUACAAUGACCAGUUAACUUACCAACUUGUAGGUCUUUGAAUGGUGGCAGGAAACCAGGUUUCCCCUGGGUACUCCACGAACACACGGAAAAGAACGUAUGAACUUGCUUUCAGAGGAUUCCGGAAUUGAACUCCAAACUCCGACACCCCUAGGUGUAACAGCGUUGUGUUAACCACUACAGUACCACGCCGUCCCAAAUACAUCUGGCAUAUUUAUUAUAGGAAUUGUUUGGAAAUAUUACGGUAGAGGAUCCAUCAAAUGUGAGGUUUAAAUGCUGUGUGUUAUUUAUCCUAUGUGCCUUUUCAGAAUGAGUGUUAGUAAAGAAAUAAGUAGCAACCCGUGGAAACAUCGAUGAAACUGUCUGUCUACCCUGUCAGAGCUGGCACAUGUUCAGUGGGCUGAAUGGCCUUCUCUAUUUUGUACAUAACACUGUUCACUGCUGUAUUUGAUGCAUGAAGGUAAUUAUCUGGCUCAAUUGAUAAUGCCAAGGAAGGUAAUUUAUCAUGGGAGCAACAGAAAUUUCUGCUAUUAAACAUUUUGAUAUGUCCUAUCACAAACAUUCCCUCUUUGAAACAUC
Messenger RNA from Hypanus sabinus (Atlantic stingray), 3940 nucleotides. It is a transcript of the gene tyw3, whose product is annotated as tRNA-yW synthesizing protein 3 homolog (S. cerevisiae). Gene Ontology annotation, biological process: tRNA methylation. The transcript is spliced from 7 exons. NCBI's taxonomy places the organism in Eukaryota, Metazoa, Chordata, Chondrichthyes, Myliobatiformes, Dasyatidae. The coding region runs from base 1988 to 3049 and encodes 353 amino acids. Gene Ontology annotation, molecular function: tRNA methyltransferase activity. The record is from RefSeq and is a predicted model, not a curated record. Gene Ontology annotation, cellular component: cytoplasm.